CACGAUAAAGCUUUGAUAAAGUUUUUUGGGCAUUCUAUAGAUAGAAAACACGCAACAGAAAAAAACGCGGGUGGCUAAUAAAUACGUGAUACUUUUUGCACUUUUUACGCUUUAGAGCGAAGACAAAUUGUGGCUAAAAAAAGCUUGAUAAGGGAACAGGGAUCUUUUACUUUGUUUGAGUUCGGGGAAAUAGAAAAGAAGAACAAUAACCACCCCUCCCCCUCCAUGCGGUUGCUUGUAAAACAUGUUCCUCUUCUUAACAAGGGGAUGCAUUUAGUGAAGGAUGUUUCCAUGGCUAUCAUUCAUCUCUAUGGGAAGUGGUAAAGAUAUUGUUACUGUAAACCAUUGUGUUGUUGACAGUGAACGUCUCUGGAAAAUUUACAUAGAAAAAGGAGGGGAAUCUGAUUUUUUCAGGGCACAAAAAAAGCAUCAAAAUUCCGGAGAAUGCAAAGACACAGCAGCGUCAAAGCAAAGAGUACAUGCUGUAUUACAGUGUAAUGAAAUGCAAUUUGGAAUCGCGUUGGUUAAUGCUGCCGAAAAGAUCUUUGCUAUUUUUAUGUUUGCUGCAGCAAAUAACAAUCAAAGACCCGCGGUUUUCGAACGAAACUAAUUCUAUUUACAUGCAUGUGUGAUUGAUAUCAUUCUUUCACCCAUUGUUACAGUAUAAGGUGUAAGAUAUCCAUAAAUUCUAGU
Molecule: messenger RNA, 693 nt
Organism: Mycotypha africana
Lineage: Eukaryota; Fungi; Mucoromycota; Mucoromycetes; Mucorales; Mycotyphaceae
Exons: 2
Coding region: 284-610 (108 amino acids)
Source: RefSeq, a predicted model, not a curated record